ACAGCUUUACAAUCAAUCAUCAUGUCUGCUUGGGGUACUGGUGACAUGGCUGCGGCCUUGCCUGAUGCUACCAAUGAGCAACCUGCCAUCGAACAAGGUUCCGAGGCUCCUGCUGUUGAGAAGAAGGCGGACCCGCAGGCCUACGGCUGGGUUGCCCCUACGAAGUACGACUACGAGACCUUCAACAAGACCAACAAGGAACUCGAGGAAGCACAAGCAUCAGCACAAUCUACCGAGAACCAGGCUGAGUUUGGAGGCAUCUCCUCUGGUGACUGGGCCAACAAAGGCGCUCUCUACGAGUGGAAGGAUGAGUACGGCGACGUUGGACCGCACUUUCCGGAACUUGAGAAGCAAUUGUUCGGUUCCGAAUUUCAUGUCCGCAGUGGUAUCAAGUUUGACACGUUGCAAGAGAUCACCGUCACCCAAGAGGGUAACAUUCGUAUUGAGCCGGUUAAAUCUUUUGAUGACGCUGGUUUGCAUCCGGCAAUGAGAGACAACGUUACGCUUGCAGGUUAUAACGUUCCAACUCCAAUUCAACAAUACGUCCUUCCAGCAAUUUUCAAGGGUCAUGAUGUUGUGGCUUGCGCCCAAACUGGUUCGGGGAAGACUGCCGCUUUCUUGAUUCCAAUCUUGUCAAAGCUCAUGGGCAAGGCUAAGAAGCUUGCUGCUGUCCGUGGCAACCCUGCUCUCAUGCGGGAGGGUGAGCGAUAUCGUGCUGAGCCUUUGGUUCUCAUCGUCUGCCCGAACAGAGAGCUUGCUACCCAGAUCUUCGACGAGGCUAGACGCUUUUGCUACCGUACCAUGCUUCGCCCUUGUGUCGUCUAUGGUGGUUGCCCUCUUCGUGAGCAGAUUCCAUUGCUCGAGAAGGGCUGUGAUCUUCUCAUUGCUACCCCUGGUCGGCUGAUUGAUUUCAUGAAUCGUCCUGCUCUUUUGACUCUCAAGCGUCUCAAGUACAUGGUUAUUGAUGAAGCUGAUGAGAUGUUGCAUUCUGACUGGGAGAGCGAUUUAAAGCAGAUCAUGUCUGGCGGAGACCAGGAGGAGGGCAACAUCACCUACCUCAUGUUCUCUGCUACCUUCCCCAAGAUUGCUCGUGAUCUCGCCAAGGAGCAUCUCGCUCACGAUCAUGUCCGCAUUCGAGUUGGCCGUGCUGGCAGCAGUCACGUCAACAUCAAGCAAGAUGUGAUCUUCGUCGAGGCCCAUGCCAAGCGCACUGCUCUCUUCGAUCUGCUCAUGUCGGCCCCACCUGCUCGUACCAUCAUCUUCGUCAAUAGCAAGCGCUCUGCCGAUGAGCUCGACGACUUCCUCUUUAAUUCCGACAUCCCAUGUACUUCGAUUCAUGGCGACCGUACUCAAAAGGAGCGUGAGGAUUCCAUUCGUGCUUUUCGUUCCGGCAAGGCUCCUGUCUUGAUUGCCACUGGGGUUUCGGCUCGAGGUCUUGAUAUCCAUAAUGUCAUGCACGUUAUCAACUACGACAUGCCCUCUCCGAACUAUGGUGGCAUUGAGGAGUACACUCAUCGUAUCGGUCGUACCGGCCGUAUCGGCAACUUGGGUCUUGCGACCUCUUUCUACAACGAGCGUGACUCCGAUAUUGCUGAGACUUUGGUUAAGACCCUUCUUGAGACUCAUCAAGUCAUUCCCGACUUCCUUGAGCAAUACAUUCCCGAGGGUUUCACUGCUGAAGGCACUGGUGAUGUCGAGAAGCUCAAGUUUGAGGCUGACUCCGACUAUGGUGAUGGGGAUGGCGAGAAUGGUGAGAAUGGUGAGAAUGGAGAGGCUCCUGCGGAGGGUGCUGAUGCUAGUGGAUGGGGAGCUCCCGCUGCUCCUGAGGCCAGUGGCAGCGGAUGGACUGCGUCGGCAGCUCCUGCUCAGGAGGCUCCGGCUGCGUCUGGAUGGGGUGCACAGCCUACGACUCCGGUUCAAGCUCCGCCUUCCAAUGCGGGUAGCAACUGGGGACAGCAGCCAAGUUCAGCUCCUCAAGGCCCGCCGGCUCAGCAACCAGGAUGGGGUGCCGCUCCUCAAGGUUUCCAAGGCCCUCCUGCUCAGGGUCCACCUGCUGCUCAACCUUCCGGAUGGGGUGCUGCUUCUCAAGGUUUCCAACGACCUCCUGCUCAUGGUCCACCUGCUAUUCAGCCUUCCGGAUGGGGUCCCGCUCCUGCAGCUCUCCAACCUGCCCAGGUUGGUGGCUGGGGUGCUACAGCAGCAACUCCCGCUGUCCCGGUCAACAACAACAAUAAUAACGGAUGGGGACCUUCGCCGACUGGUGACUCCCGAUGGUAAAGUGUCUGAGGCCACUCUGGACAGAGAUAGGCCGAUGGAUCUGCACUGCUUUCCUUGUUCAUUUCUCGGAACUUGACUGGUAGGCAUUGGCAAUUUGUUGAAGCUCUCACAUCUGCCUCGCAUCAACAAAAAACUUAACGUCACGUGCAUUCAAAUGCCUUUGACACUCGUGAUUUCAUUUCCUCCUUUUCCCUUUUAGAUGUGUGGGAAUGGCGUUUACUCUUUCUAGGCGGUUCGUUACGAGGGCCAUUGCUUAGGACAUGGGCGUUUCGACCGGGGUGUAGAAGGAUAGACAGCUU
Messenger RNA from Hyaloscypha bicolor E, 2576 nucleotides. RefSeq names its product DEAD-domain-containing protein. Bases 22 to 2277 code for a protein of 751 amino acids. Gene Ontology annotation, cellular component: nucleus. Gene Ontology annotation, molecular function: RNA helicase activity; ATP binding; RNA binding. The transcript has 7 exons. The record is from RefSeq and is a predicted model, not a curated record. NCBI's taxonomy places the organism in Eukaryota, Fungi, Ascomycota, Leotiomycetes, Helotiales, Hyaloscyphaceae.